Medicago truncatula (barrel medic) is the source of this 2383-nucleotide messenger RNA. RefSeq names its product pentatricopeptide repeat-containing protein At2g34400. Gene Ontology annotation, biological process: RNA modification. Gene Ontology annotation, molecular function: RNA binding; protein binding. The transcript is spliced from 3 exons. The record is from RefSeq and is a predicted model, not a curated record. The coding region runs from base 116 to 1945 and encodes 609 amino acids. NCBI's taxonomy places the organism in Eukaryota, Viridiplantae, Streptophyta, Magnoliopsida, Fabales, Fabaceae.
UGUCACCUGAUUCUUUAAGCAUUACAGUUUAAAUUUUUUUCAAUUGUUCCAUAAUCGCGCGCAUAGAUCAAAACCUCAAAAUCGGAAAAACGAAAACGUUGUUAUCAUCACACACAUGCUGAUCUCAAAGCACAAAAUCUUCAAAACCAUAAACACAAACACAAACCAUUCUCCAAUCUUCCUUCUACUAUCCCUCCUUAAACAAUGUCCCUCCACAAAAACCCUCCAACAAAUCCACACCCAAUUCACAAUCCACUCCAUUCACAAACCAAAUCACCUCCUUUCACAAUCCAUUUCCCUCAAAGACUUUACUUAUUCCACCCUCAUUUUUUCACACAUUACCCCCCACCCUAAUGACUAUGCUUUCAACAUCAUGCUUCGUGCCACCACCACUACUUGGCAUGAUUACCCUCUCACCCUUCACCUUUACCACCAAAUGAAAACCCUAAAUAUUUCCCCGAAUAACUUCACAUUUCCGUUUGUUUUCCUCGCGUGCGCGAAUUUAGAGGAAAUUCGCAUGGCCCGGUUGGCUCAUUGUGAGGUUUUUAAACUUGGGUUGGAUAAUGAUCAUCAUACGGUGAAUUCGAUGGUUACAAUGUACUUUAGAUGUGGUGAAAAUGGUGUUGCGCGUAAGGUGUUUGAUGAAAUUACUGAGAAGGAUUUGGUGUCGUGGAAUUCAUUGUUGUCUGGGUAUGCGAAGCUGGGAUUUGCGAGGGAGGCGGUGGAGGUGUUUGGUAGGUUGAGGGAGGAAUCAGGGUUUGAGCCCGAUGAGAUGAGUUUGGUGAGUGUUCUUGGUGCUUGUGGGGAGUUGGGGGAUUUGGAAUUGGGGAGGUGGGUGGAAGGGUUUGUUGUGGAGCGUGGUAUGAAGGUUAAUUCGUAUAUUGGUUCUGCUUUGAUUAGUAUGUAUAGUAAGUGUGGUGAGUUGGUUUCGUCUAGAAGGAUAUUUGAUGGCAUGCCGAGUAGAGAUUUUAUCACUUGGAAUGCAGCUAUAUCAGCAUAUGCUCAAAAUGGAAUGGCAGAUGAAGCAAUAUCUUUAUUUCAUUCUAUGAAGGAGAAUGGUGUCGAUCCAAAUAAAGUUACCCUGACCGCAGUUCUGUCUGCAUGUGCCAGUAUUGGGGCUCUGGAUUUGGGGAAACAGAUGGAUGAAUAUGCAACACAUAGAGGAUUACAGCAUGAUAUUUUUGUAGCUACUGCAUUGAUCGAUAUGUAUGCCAAGUGUGGAAGUUUGGAGAGUGCACAACGAGUUUUCAACGACAUGCCCCGAAAAAAUGACGCUUCAUGGAAUGCAAUGAUCUCUGCUCUUGCUUCUCAUGGUAAAGCCAAGGAAGCACUAUCACUGUUCGAGCGCAUGUCAGAUGAGGGUGGUAGUGCCCGCCCGAAUGAUAUAACAUUUGUAUCGUUGCUUUCUGCUUGUGUGCAUGCAGGCUUGGUUGAUGAAGGAUAUAGGUUGUUUGAUAUGAUGAGCACAUUAUUUGGAUUGGUACCAAAAAUUGAGCAUUACUCUUGUAUGGUCGAUCUUUUGUCACGUGCCGGUCAUCUAUACGAAGCUUGGGAUGUCAUUGAAAAAAUGCCUGAAAAACCAGACAACGUUACCUUAGGUGCUUUACAUAGUGCAUGUCAAAGGAAGAAAAAUGUAGAUAUAGGUGAACGAGUUAUACAGAUGCUACUAGAGUUGGAUCCUUCAAAUUCUGGAAACUAUAUCAUCUCAUCUAAAAUAUAUGAAAAUUUGAACAUGUGGGAUGAUGCAGCAAGGAUGAGAGCAUUGAUGAGAGAGAAUGGUGUCACUAAAACUCCUGGUUGUAGCUGGAUUGAAGUUGGUAAUCAAUUGCGUGAAUUUCUCUCUGGUGAUGGCUUAACCCUCGACUCUAUAGAUGUACGUAACAUAAUAGAUUUGCUCUAUGAAGAGCUCAAAAAGGAAGGGUAUGUCCCAAAAAUUGUUGAUUAAUCUUUAUGAGGAGCAGAAGAGUUGUCUUAUUGGAUAUUGCCGAAGUGGCAAGAUUGGACUCUCCGGCACUCAUCAGUUUCAGCUCAACUAUUCAUAUCUGUUGAAUUGGUUUCAUCAGGGAAGGCGCUUUGGGCAAAACCUGGCAACUUCUUGAGGAGAGAAGAGUUUUUAUUGUGCCAAUGGGAUCCAGCAAUUGAUCUUGCUUUAAAGGAUGCUUCUUUAUGUGUCAUAUCAUUAUCAACCAGACAUUGACGAGUGCUUGAAAAUUUUGAUACUCAAUUUAAAAUUUAUUUUCACAGUGAAGGCUUAGAUAGGUCAAUAUGUUACAGCUGCAACAAUUAUUUUAGAUCAAUUGAAAUAAAUAUUUUUCUUGGCAUCAUGCAUACUCAACAAAGAAUGGUCAUAUCAUGUUGAUUUGCUAAGAUGACAGGAGUGUAA